Molecule: messenger RNA, 2448 nt
Organism: Lotus japonicus
Lineage: Eukaryota; Viridiplantae; Streptophyta; Magnoliopsida; Fabales; Fabaceae
Product: long chain acyl-CoA synthetase 1-like
Exons: 20
Coding region: 263-2251 (662 amino acids)
Biological process (GO): cutin biosynthetic process; fatty acid metabolic process; wax biosynthetic process
Cellular component (GO): endoplasmic reticulum; membrane
Molecular function (GO): long-chain fatty acid-CoA ligase activity
Source: RefSeq, a predicted model, not a curated record
GAUACAAGAGGUUUCGCUGAUUCUUCUUCAACUACCCCACCAAUUUACAGCUCCAAUCAUUUUCCUAUAAAACUCUCUCAACAUUGUUCUUAGGCCUUCAUUCCAAUUGCAAUUGCAUAUUUGCAUGUGUCACUUCCAAGUGAGAGGGACUCGGUUGAAGGACAAUAACUUGAUCAAGUCGGUGUUCUUCUUUUGCUUCUCAAGAGUUCUUGUUGGCUUAUGCUUGUUUUGUUCAAGUUCCAUAGUGUGUUGAUAAAGGAGAAUGAAGAGUUUUGCAGCAAAGGUUGAGGAAGGAAUAGAAGGUACAAAUGGCAAACCAACCGUUGGUCCAGUAUAUAGAAACCUCCUCUCCAAAAAUGAUUUUCCUCCACCGGAUCCUGAAUUAAAUAGCGCUUGGGAUAUUUUCAGUGUGUCUGUUAAAAAAUAUCCUCAAAACCGUAUGCUGGGAUGGCGUGAAUUUGUUGAUGGAAAGUUUGGACCAUAUGUCUGGAAGACAUAUAAGGAAGUCUAUGAUGAAGUUCUGCAUAUUGGUUCAGCUUUAAGAGCAUGUGGUGCUGAACCUGGCUCUCGAAUUGGAGUUUAUGGAUCAAACUGCCCUCAGUGGAUUGUGGCAAUGGAGGCUUGUUGCGCGCACAGCCUGGUUUGUGUACCUCUCUAUGACACCCUUGGGGCUGGUGCUGUAAAUUUUAUCGUCGAUCACGCAGAAGUAGAUUUUGUGUUUGUCCAGGAUAAGAAGGUUAUGCAACUUUUGAAUCCUGAUUGCAAAUCUGUUCAACGACUGAAAGCGAUGGUGUGCUUCACUUCAAUAACAAAUGAAGAGAAAGAUAAGGCUAACAGCAUUGGAAUUAAGCUAUAUUCAUGGAAAGAGUUCUUGUACACGGGACAAGAAAAACCAUCAACCAUUUCACCACCUCAGGCUUAUAAUAUCUGCACAAUAAUGUAUACAAGUGGAACCACUGGAACCCCAAAGGGUGUUGUUUUGACGCAUGAAAACAUAACUUCUUUUGUAAGGGGAAUGGAUCUUUUCAUGGAACAAUUUGAAGAAAAGAUGACUGUAGAGGAUGUGUAUUUAUCCUUCCUCCCAUUGGCUCAUAUCCUUGAUCGCACAAUUGAGGAGUACUUUUUCCAUAAAGGUGCAUCUGUUGGCUACUACCAUGGGGAUACAACUGCAUUGAGGGAUGAUUUGAUGGAAUUGAAGCCAACAUUGUUUGCUGGGGUCCCUCGGGUCUUUGAAAAGAUCUAUGAAGGUAUCAAGAAAGCAGUGGAAGAACUCAAUCCAUUGAGGAGAACAGUUUUUGGCUUGCUCUACAAAUAUAAACUUGGUUGGAUGAACAAAGGAUAUAAACAGUGUAAUUCAUCACCGUUAGCAGAUCUAUUAGCCUUCAGAAAGGUAAAAGCUCGGCUAGGUGGGCGUAUUAGACUUAUAAUAACUGGAGGUGCACCCUUGAGCUCUGAGGUAGAAGAAUUUUUGCGUGUUACUUCUUGUGCCUUUGUAUGUCAAGGCUAUGGCUUGACUGAAACUUGUGGCUCCACAACUCUUGCCUUUCCUGAUGAAAUGUGCAUGUUGGGUACUGUUGGUCCUGUAUCUGUAUACAAUGAAUUGCAGCUCGAGGAGGUUCCAGAGAUGGGCUACAAUCCUCUUGGAAGUCCUCCAAGUGGUGAGAUAUGUCUGAGAGGGAAAAGUGUGUUCACUGGAUACUACAAAGACCCUGAGUUAACAAGGGAAGCCAUAAGAGAUGGAUGGUUUCACACAGGGGACAUUGGAGAAAUGCAACCUAAUGGUGUUGUUAAGAUUAUUGAUAGGAAGAAGAAUCUUAUAAAACUUUCUCAAGGAGAGUAUGUCGCUCUUGAACAUUUGGAAAAUGUAUAUGGAAUCACUCCAAUAGUAGAAGAUAUAUGGGUUUAUGGAAAUAGCUUCAAAUCAUCACUAGUUGCAGUGGUAGUUCCAAAUGAAGAAAUCACCAAGAAGUGGGCUUAUUCAAAUGGUCACAUGGCUUCUUUCACUCAACUAUGUUCUCUUGAUCAAUUGAAGAAACAAGUGCUAUUUGAACUCAAGCUGACCGCAGAGAGAAAUAAGCUGAAGGGAUUUGAACAUAUCAAAGGGGUGAUACUAGAGCCACAUCCAUUAGACAUGGAAAGAGAUUUGGUGACUGCAACAAUGAAGAAGAGAAGAAAUAAUAUGCUCAAAUAUUAUAAGGUUGAAAUAGAUGAAGUAUACCGAAGUUUGGGUGAAGAUAAAUAUAAGCUUUAAGGCUUCACCAGGGAUGAGGCAGUGCAAUAAAAUAACUAUUUUGUACCAAUUGUUCCCAACCCCAAACUCCCACCUAUCACGUAUGUAAUGUUGUUCUUGUUGCCAGUUUAUGAUGUAAUGUGUGUGUAUUAUCAAUUAUGCCAAUAACAAUAAGCAACGCAGAUUCAUUGGAAAUAUAAAAGGAAAUUCAUCUCUCA